UGGGAAGCUAGCUGGGUGGCUGAGUGACGCUGUGUCCUCAGUAUCAGACAGACCCAUGCUGCAUCUGGAACCGUCCCUGGGCAUGGGAGGCCAGGGACGCUGGCUUGGUCUCCUGCUUGUGCUCCUGUUUCUCCUUGACAUCACCUGGGCAGAGGUGCAACGACCCCAGCUGCCACAGCAGGCUCCAACUCCUGGAGCCCUGAGCAGGAAGGAGAGCUUCUUGCUCCUCUCAUACCACAACCGCCUGCGCAGCCAGGUCCAGCCCCCUGCGGCCAACAUGCAGAGAAUGGACUGGAGCGAAAACCUGGCCCGAUUAGCUCAAGCCAGGGCAGACCUCUGUGGCACUCCAGCCACCCUGAACCUGGUGUCCAGCCCACCACACACCCCACAAGUGGGCUGGAAUGUGCAGCUACUGCCCAUGGGCUCAGCAUCCUUUGUUGAAGUGGUCCACCUCUGGUUUUCGGAAGGGCAGCAGUAUAGACAUGAGGAUGCUGAGUGUGCCCACAAUGCUAUCUGCACCCAUUACACACAGCUUGUGUGGGCCACCUCGAGCCGUCUGGGCUGUGGGCGGCAUCUGUGCUCUGUGGGCCAGGCAGCAAUGGAAGCCUUUGUCUGUGCGUACUCCCCGGGAGGCAACUGGGAUGUGAACGGGAAGACAAUUGCCCCUUAUAAGAAAGGUACCUGGUGUUCACUCUGCACAGCCCGUGUGUCAGGAUGCUUCAAGGCCUGGGACCACUCAGGGGGCCUCUGUGAGGUCCCCAGAAAUCCAUGUCGUAUGAGCUGCCGGAAUCAUGGACAUCUCAAUAUUAGCACCUGCCACUGCCACUGUCUCCCUGGCUACACAGGGAGAUACUGCCAAGUGCGGUGCAGUGUGCAGUGUGUACACGGCAGGUUCCGGGAAGAGGAAUGUUCCUGUGUCUGCGAUGUCGGCUAUGGAGGAGCCCAGUGUGCCACCAAGGUGAAGUUUCCUUUCCACACCUGUGACCUGAGGAUUGAUGAAGAUUGCUUCAUGGUGUCUUCAGAGGCAGAUACGUAUUAUGGAGCCAGGAUGAAAUGUCAGGGAAAAGGUGGGGUGCUAGCCCAGAUCGAGAGCCAGAAAGUGCAGGACAUCCUUGCCUUCUACCUGGGCCGCCUGGAGACCACCAAUGAGGUGACUGACAGUGAUUUUGAGACCAAGAAUUACUGGAUUGGACUCACCUACAAGGCAGCUAAGGACUCCUUCCGCUGGACUACUGGGGAGCACCAAUCCUUCACCAGUUUUGCCUUUGGGCAGCCUGACAACCAGGGGUUUGGCAACUGUGUGGAACUGCAGGCAUCUGCCGCUUUCAACUGGAAUGACCAACGCUGUAAAACUCGAAACCGUUAUAUCUGUCAAUUUGCCCAGGAGCACAUUUCCCGGUGGGACCCAGGGCCCUGAGCCUGGCCAGGCAGUUCUCCUGCCAGGCCCUGGGUGCAUGAGCCUGCUUGCCUGACUGCUCACCUAUGUGGAACAAGGGCCAGGCUAGGACUGUAUGUCCAACAUCCAAAGAGGUCUCAGACUCUGCAUAGUGAUGGCUGUUGAGUAGCAAAGAAGCAGGGAAUGGAUAGAAGAUGCUAGAGGAGCCUGGCAUCGGAAGAGAAGAAUGAGACCCUCAAGAGCUUGCUUUUGAUUGGGAAGACAGGCUCCACAAGGCACUGAAGCAGAAGCCAGAGCCUAUAGCCAGAAAAAGCUGCUCUGCUCCAUCUGGACCAAACCCCCUGCAACGCUGGAGUUUUCCAGACUAGAUGCCUCUACAAAAGAUUAAAUGAAGUUAUAAAGUUUGCAA
Messenger RNA from Nannospalax galili (Upper Galilee mountains blind mole rat), 1805 nucleotides. Its product is annotated as C-type lectin domain family 18 member A. NCBI's taxonomy places the organism in Eukaryota, Metazoa, Chordata, Mammalia, Rodentia, Spalacidae. The transcript has 12 exons. The record is from RefSeq and is a predicted model, not a curated record. Bases 56 to 1417 code for a protein of 453 amino acids. Gene Ontology annotation, molecular function: polysaccharide binding.